AUGACGAAAGCACCAGGCGUAGUAAUUCGUCGUUUCCGUGUCGCCGUUCUCACCCAUCCAUUUUCGUUCAUCCUUCUCCUCUCGCACCUCGCUAACGUCCUUUCCCCCAGCCCAAUGCCACCCAGACCACGAAGCCCAACGUGCGCCCGCCCACACCCGUCUGAACUCUUGUCUCCCUGGCUGCCUCAUCUCGUCUUUCCUGCUCUCGUCCUUCCUCCGUCCUUGCCAGUGCCCUCUAUCCCAUCUUCUCUCAUCCCUAUCCCUCUCCUCCCUGCUCCCGUCCUCCCUGCUCCCUCCCUCCUUUCAUCAUGCAUCCUCCGCCCAUCUUCCCAUGCUUGUCUCCCUCCCUCCCUCCCUCACCCACCCGGUCCCGAACCCCAACUUCCAACAGCAACGACAACGACAACUGCCCCAUCCUCGAACCGUCCUCGUCAGCCCUCAGGCCUCAACAUCAACAUCAACACCACCACUAACUUCCGGAUCCGGCGGCGGGCGUUCGGUGCUCGCACUGAUGGUGGGAGGGCUUGUGCGGCGGGAUUCACCGCGGACUACCCCCAGAGCACAGGAGAGGCGAGGAAAUACCCUACCUGGAGCCUGGGCCUGAGGUCGGUGCGAAUGGUGCUUAUGUGA
Molecule: messenger RNA, 630 nt
Organism: Cyclocybe aegerita
Lineage: Eukaryota; Fungi; Basidiomycota; Agaricomycetes; Agaricales; Hemipholiotaceae
Source: the annotation of a GenBank genome assembly